AUGGAUUCUUCAAAUUUAGUAAUUCUAUUUUCAUUCUCUUACUUUCUUCUACACCUACCUGCUCUGACAACUGCUCAGCCAGACUUCGACGAUUAUAGUUGUGAUUAUUACAACAACGUUGGUAACUACACAACUAAUAGCACCUUCCAAAGAAACCUCAACAGCCUCCUCUCCUCUCUAGCAUCCAACACUCAAAUUGACUAUGGAUUCUACAAUCUAUCCGUUGGCGAAAUUCCUGAACGAGUUAAUGCAAUUGCACUUUGUAGAGGAGACGUUGCGGUUGACGCUUGUCAACGUUUUGUUAAUAACUCAAUUCUUGAGAUCUUACAGGUUUGUCCUAACAGGAUGGAGGCAUUUGGAGUUUACGAACUCUGUAUGAUCCGAUACUCGAACAGAUCUAUAUUCGGUGUUCUGGAAGAACGACCAAGUAUGGACAUGGCCAACGGACCAAAGGUUUUGGAUGUCAAUUUGUUUAAUCAGGCACUUCAAACGUUACUGGCGAGACUUCAAGGUAGAGCUACAUCAGGAAACUCUUUAAGAAAGUUUGCAACAGGAAACCAAAGCGCAGGAUUUGAAACAGUAUAUGCUCUUGUUCAAUGCACACCUGAUUUAUCUGAGCAGCAAUGCUCUAGCUGCCUCCUUGGGCUUUUUCGGAUGAUUACAAGUGAUGGGAAUAUGCAAUGGAAGAUUGGAGUCAGGCUCGCAAGACCCAGCUGCAAUUUGAGGUGGGAGACUGGAUCAUUUUUUAAUGUUACGCCAGAGACACUACCACCACCAACACAAGCAUCGCCCAUAUCUCCCCCUGUAGCACAAGGUAGGCCUUGA
Dovyalis caffra is the source of this 825-nucleotide messenger RNA. The record is from the annotation of a GenBank genome assembly. NCBI's taxonomy places the organism in Eukaryota, Viridiplantae, Streptophyta, Magnoliopsida, Malpighiales, Salicaceae.